CUGGAGGAGGACGGAGAAGAAGAAGACGAAGGAGGAGAAGGAGGAGGAGGACGUCGGAGGACUCGCUAACGACGACGGCGAACGUCCUCGAGGGUGCGAGAUACCAGCACCAGCAACACCACCGACGACGAUGAUCGUGACAGGCGGCGAACGGCGUACAUGCUGUUGGAGGAGGAGGCGGCGAUUCGCGGCGGUUGCGGCACUGGCCUCCGUUCUACUUGGCCUGACGAUCGGUCCCGUACCGACCCAAGGACACAGGCCAGCGCCGAACAAUCCGAUCAUUCUUCAGACAAGCACCAGUACGACAACUACACCUUACUCGGUGCAUUCGGUGAACGGUACAAGUGACAACAAUAACAAUGAGUUGGACGUACACGCGGACGACGGAUACAACAGUACCAUUCAUCAUCACCAUCACAAGAAGGUCGGGGGUAACAUGACCGAGGAGAAAGCGCCCCUCUUCCCGGAAGAUCUGUUCACCAUCCAUCAACGUAGACGCGGUGCCGUGAUACUUCACGUAAUCGGUGUGGUGUACAUGUUCGUCGCAUUGGCGAUCGUCUGCGACGAAUUCUUCGUACCGUCGCUGGACGUUAUCAUCGAGAAACUGGAGAUCGCCGACGACGUUGCGGGUGCUACGUUCAUGGCGGCCGGCGGUUCGGCCCCGGAACUCUUUACAUCGAUAAUCGGCGUGUUCGUGUCGUUCGACGACGUCGGUAUCGGCACCAUCGUCGGAUCCGCCGUCUUCAACAUCCUCUUCGUGAUCGGCAUGUGCGCUAUAUUCUCGCGUACCGUGCUCUCUCUCACAUGGUGGCCUCUGUUCCGAGACUGCACAUUUUACAGCGCCAGUCUCAUCACCCUGAUCUGUUUCUUCCGUGAUAACUACAUACACUGGUACGAGGCCCUCGUACUCUUCGGUUUCUACCUGGCGUAUGUCAGCUUCAUGAAAUGGAACCAACCGAUGGAGAAGCUCGUCAAGAGAAUACUCUACAGGAACAAGGUGACCCGGGUUAGGUCUACCGAUCAGCUCAUGCCCUCGCACCAGAGCGCCGCCCAGGCAUUGCUCCAAAACACGACGUUUGAUCAAUCUACAGAGGGAGGAUCCCUAGACGAACCGGAAGUGUCGUUCGACCAGGUACGAUUCUCCCUUUCCCUCUUAGGCUUCGUAGAAGUCUUUGCAAAAACACUGGGGGUGGAAGGGUUAAUAAACCUAUAG
Molecule: messenger RNA, 1213 nt
Organism: Habropoda laboriosa
Lineage: Eukaryota; Metazoa; Arthropoda; Insecta; Hymenoptera; Apidae
Product: sodium/potassium/calcium exchanger Nckx30C-like
Exons: 3
Coding region: 131-1213 (360 amino acids)
Biological process (GO): calcium ion transmembrane transport; intracellular calcium ion homeostasis
Cellular component (GO): membrane
Molecular function (GO): calcium channel activity; calcium, potassium:sodium antiporter activity
Source: RefSeq, a predicted model, not a curated record